Messenger RNA from Coccomyxa subellipsoidea C-169, 2569 nucleotides. RefSeq names its product phosphoglycerate dehydrogenase. The coding region runs from base 104 to 1945 and encodes 613 amino acids. Gene Ontology annotation, biological process: L-serine biosynthetic process. The record is from RefSeq and is a predicted model, not a curated record. The transcript has 13 exons. Lineage: Eukaryota; Viridiplantae; Chlorophyta; Trebouxiophyceae; Coccomyxaceae. Gene Ontology annotation, molecular function: NAD binding; phosphoglycerate dehydrogenase activity.
UGAUCACAAAAAAACUGGGCAGGAGGAACCCCAGAUAAUCACAGUUGACAUUAGUUUGGGACGAAGCCAGUUGUGUCCUGCUAGGUGGGCAGGAAUAGUCGCGAUGCAGAAGGCACCAUCAACUCAACACGUGAUGCGGGUCAGUGGACCCUGCAGGAUACCAAUUCCUGUAGCCUGCCAGACAUGCUACAUGCAGAGCUGGAAUGGACAGGAACGCACAUCGCGGGGGCGCCUUGCUUCGACAAGCUCGCAGGUCUGCCUUGUUCCUCUUUCCUUGAAGGGGCCGAUACAGACUCCUACACGAUCCUCGCGCCUCCAAGCAACACCAGUUGUGGCGGUGGCGGCCCCGGAGAGGCCCACCAUUCUGGUCACAGAGGAGCUAGGUGAACCAGGCAUUGAUCUCCUGAGCCAGCAUGGGGAUGUUGAGAAAGCCUACGACCUCACCCCAGAGCAGCUGUGCGAGAGGAUAGCCACAGCUGACGCUCUGAUCAUCCGCUCGGCAACACAGGUCACGAAGGAGGUCUUUGAGGCUUCCAAGGGGCGCCUCAAGGUGGUCGGCAGGGCUGGCGUGGGAGUCGACAAUCACGGCUGCCUGGUGGUGAACGCGCCGACGGCCAACACGAUUGCGGCCGCGGAGCACGGCAUCGCGCUCAUCUGCGCGCUGUCCCGCAACGUGGCGCAGGCCGAUGCGAGCGUGAAGGCCGGCAAGUGGGCGCGCUCCAAGUAUGUGGGAGUUUCCAUCGUCGGCAAGACGCUUUGCAUUAUGGGCUUCGGCAAGGUGGGCAGCGAGGUGGCGCGGAGGGGCAUCGGCCUGGGCUUUGCCAGCGUGAUAGCGUACGACCCGUACGCAUCGGAGGUGAAGGCGCAGGCGCUGGGCGUCAAGCUGGUGUCCUGGGAGGAGGCCCUCGCGCAGGGCGACUUCUUCUCCCUCCACAUGCCCAUGACCCCCCAGACCAAGGGCAUCUUCAACGACGACACGUUCAGCAAGAUGAAGAGGGGCGCGCGCGUCAUCAACGUUGCCCGCGGCGGUGUCAUCGACGAGCCGGCUCUCGUUCGUGCGCUCGACGCCGGCAUCGUUGCACAGGCGGCGCUGGAUGUGUUUGUGAAGGAGCCGCCGCCGGCAGACAAUCCGCUGGUGGGCCGCGAGGACGUGGUGUGCACGCCGCACCUGGGCGCCAGCACCACCGAGGCCCAGGAGGGCGUCUCCGUCGAAAUCGCCGAGGCCGUCGUGUCCGCCCUCAAGGGUGAGCUGGCAGCGACGGCGGUGAAUGCGCCAAUGGUGCCGGCAGAGGUUCUGGCGGAGCUGCAGCCGUUUGUGGCGCUGGCGUUGGGCCUGGGCCGUGCUGCGGUGCAGCUGACCGACAAAUCUGCACGAAUAUUGAAGCAGUCAGACUGGUGUGCAGAUGACUUGGACACGCGGCUGCUGCGCGCGAUGGUGAUCAAGGGCAUCCUGGAGCAGAUCACAACGGCCAACGUCAACCUGGUUAACGCCGACCUGCUGGCCAAGAACCGCGGCCUGCGCAUCAUCGAGUCCACCGUGCCCGCCGAGGGCAAGGAGGUGCUGAAGUCGCUGCGCAUCGCCCUGGGCAGCAGCGACACGCGCUUCAGCGCAGCGCUCGGCACGGACCGGAAAAUUUCCGUCACCGGCACAGUGAAGGGCGCCGCUCCCUACCUCACGCGCAUUGGCACCUUCGACGUCGACCUCUCCCUCGACGGCAUCAUCCUCUUGACGCGGCAGAAGGACCAGCCGGGCGUCAUCUCAGCGGUGUCCACAGUGCUGGCAGAGGCUGGAGUCAACAUCAGCUUCAUGUCCGUGUCAGUCACCCCCGACAACGACGCAGUCAUGGCCCUGGGACUAGACAUGGAGCCCACCCCCGAGCUCCUGGCCAAGCUGCCGAGCCUCAAGGGCAUCACCGAGUUUGCCAUGUUCUCAGAGAAGGUCUGAUUAAGAUGUUUGGCCUGGCCUGAGGCAUAUAUUUUUGGACCAAGACGGAGUCGGCCCAUUCUCUCGCCUGCUCUUGACAAUUGGCAUGGAGGGAGCGCUUGCAAGGGCUGCCAGACAUUUCUUGCUGCAUGUGCUUGGGAAAAUCACAUGCCAUUCAUAUUCCUAGUCCAUGUGAAAGGCUAUCGUGCAAGUGCUACCGCAAGGAAGCGUGCAUGCGAGAGCAUCCGCAUUGGGUUCUGAGAGAAGCUCGUUGGGACCUGUGUGUCGCUUGUUUAGGAGGUUUAUAGAAUUCUUAGGAUGUGGCAGCCGUGCUUGCUGCACUAUUUUUUAGUGGCGUGUGAUGCUUUUGAUGGUUGACAAGUACUUAGUGGUUACCAAUAAAGCCUACUAGUUUACCCCUGCUUGCUGUCGAUGCGCCUGCUGCUUAAUUAAGGAUUGAGGGUGUGUAGACGAGGCCAGAUUUAAUUCCAAAGGAUGAUUGCAGGUAGCCAAUGCUGACGCUUGAAUGACUGAGAUGAAGAGGCCGUGGCUUCGGGCACCAGCACAUUUAGCACGCGCUUACUUCAAGGACGUAUAUUGACAUUGCUGCACAUCGACACAUGUGUAAAUGAAGUUAUGCUGAGC